AUGGCCACGGCCAACGGCACCUGCCCCCGCACCAUCCCACGAUGCAGCCUGCCACGGCUAACGCCCACCGACCCGCACCGUCCCACGAUGCACCCUGCCACGGCCAACGCCCACCGACACCGCACCGUCCCACGAUGCACCCUGCCACGGCCAACGGCACCUGCCCCCGCACCAUCCCACGAUGCAGCCUGCCACGGCCAACGCCCACCGACCCGCACCCUGCCACGGCCAACGCCCACCGACCCGCACCGUCCCACGAUGCACCCUGCCACGGCCAACGCCCACCGACCCGCACCGUCCCACGAUGCACCCUGCCACGGCCAACGCCCACCGACCCGCACCGUCCCACGAUGCACCCUGCCACGGCUAACGCCCACCGACCCGCACCGUCCCACGAUGCACCCUGCCACGGCUAACGCCCACCGACCCGCACCGUCCCACGAUGCACCCUGCCACGGCCAACGGCCCCUGCCCCCGCACCAGCCCACGAUGCAGCCUGCCACGGCCAACGCCCACCGACCCGCACCCUGCCACGGCCAACGCCCACCGACCCGCACCGUCCCACGAUGCACCCUGCCACGGCAAACGCCCACCGACCCCCACCGUCCCCACGAUGCACCUGCCACGGCCAACGCCCACCACCCGCACCGUCCCACGAUGCACCCUGCCACGCUAACGCCACCGACCCGCACCGUCCCACGAUGCAGCCUGCCACGGCUAACGCCCACCGACCCGCACCGUCCCACGAUGCACCCUGCCACGCCAACGCCACCGACCCGCACCGUCCACGAUGCACCCUGCCACGCCAACGCCACCGACCCGCACCGUCCCACGAUGCACCCUGCCACGGCCAACGCCAACCGACCCGCACCGUCCCACGAUGCACCCUGCCACGGCCAACUCCCACCGACCCGCACCGUCCCACGAUGCACCCUGCCACGGCUAACGCCCACCGACCCCCACCGUCCCACGAUGCACCCUGCCACGGCUAACGCCCACCGACCCGCACCGUCCCACGAUGCACCCUGCCACGGCUAA
This is a messenger RNA of Mauremys reevesii (Reeves's turtle), 1038 nucleotides long. Its product is annotated as proline-rich 33 kDa extensin-related protein-like. The coding region runs from base 1 to 1038 and encodes 345 amino acids. NCBI's taxonomy places the organism in Eukaryota, Metazoa, Chordata, Testudines, Geoemydidae. The record is from RefSeq and is a predicted model, not a curated record. The transcript has a single exon.